Molecule: messenger RNA, 1346 nt
Organism: Trichoderma citrinoviride
Lineage: Eukaryota; Fungi; Ascomycota; Sordariomycetes; Hypocreales; Hypocreaceae
Exons: 5
Source: RefSeq, a predicted model, not a curated record
UUAUGUCGUCGCCUGCAGCGCCUCCGCCUGAUGCGGCGGCUGCAGCCGCUGCCGCUGCGGCUUUCCAUCAAUUUACCGUCGAGGCCUUUACUCUGUUGGGAGUCGGGAUAUUCGUCACCGUGCUGAGGACGGCGGCCCGUGUGAGGUUUGGGGGCUGGCGGAACCUCUACGGCGAUGACUAUCUUGCCUGGCUGGCGGUUCUGUUCUACAUCGCCGAGACUUGUUUGGCGUAUAGCGUGGGACAUGCGGCGAAUGGGCUUGCGAACAACGCCAUGACGGACGCGCAGCGAGCGGCGCUGUCGCCUGAUGAUCCGGAGUACCACUUGAGAGUGUUGGGAUCCAAGAUUCAGAUUGCGGGUUGGUCGACAUAUUCGACGCUGCUCUGGACGCUCAAGGCGUCGCUGCUGAUGUUUUAUGUCAGGCUGACGGAUGGGUUGGCCAGACAUUACCGUAUCCGAAUCUACGUAGGCUUCGGCCUCCUGGCAGGCAGCUACCUCACGGUUGCGAUGAACCUAUACUUCUCUUGCCGGCCUUUCCACAAGCUCUGGCAGAUAUAUCCCGAUCCCGGAAACGUCUGCUAUCCUGCCGUUUCGAACCAGAUCAUUUGGGUUUACUGGUCAUUCAACGUGCUGACCGAUCUGUACAUCAUCUCGAUUCCGCUGCCCAUGCUCUGGGGGACGAGCCUGAAGCCGUGGAGGAAAGUCGGACUCAUCUUCCUCUUCAGCGGCGGCCUCUUUGUCAUUGUUUGUGCCACUCUUCGUUCCGCACUCAUCGUCCUGGAUACUGCCAAUGGAGCGCAGCUGGCUGGAUCAUGGGCCGUUAGAGAAACCUUUGUCGCCGUCGUCACCACGAAUCUGCCAAUGCUGGUCCCCAUGGUCAAGGUCAUGCUCGGGCCCUUUAUCGGAUCCAUCCUCUCUUCGAGGCGCUCUACCCAAAAGCUCGACGACGGGACACCAAAGGACCUGGUCACCUUUGGAGGGAGCAGCAAGAGCUGGCGCGGGCGAGGCCCGCCAACGGCGAACCCGAUCACAAACUUCACCAUCAGCGAGAGCGAGGAGCGCAUUGUGGAGGACGUCAGGAUGCAGGACCUCAAAGUAUGGAGCGACGGACGAGACCACGAUCAGCAACCGAGGGCUGACGAGGAGAGCAGGGAGAUCCACAAGCACGUCGAGAUUGACAUUGUGACGACGAGCCACCGCCCCUCGGAGGAGCAGAAGCAGAUGUCGCCCGAUGAGCAUGCGAGGAGGCUCAGGGGGGCGUUUCCGUUUCCCGGGAGUGGCAACUGCGAGAAUGGCGACGACAACAGCAACAAUAGCGGCAUGAACAACGGCAUCAGCAGGGCGUGA